Messenger RNA from Dovyalis caffra, 813 nucleotides. Lineage: Eukaryota; Viridiplantae; Streptophyta; Magnoliopsida; Malpighiales; Salicaceae. The record is from the annotation of a GenBank genome assembly.
AUGGCUGUUCAAGCACAGUUGUAUCCAGAAAGACUUGGCCUUUUGCCUGUGUGUGGCCUACAGGAUUGCAUGUUUAAUAAUCCUGUUUUAGGGCUUGAAGCUGAUUUUGGUUUUGCUUUCCAAGAGCCUCAGCAACAGAAUCUCUUUCUUGAACAACAAAACUCUCAAAACUUUGGUUUUGAUUGUAAUAUUGGGGGUUCUUCGUCUUCUUCAACAACUUGUGAUAGUUCUUUCUCCACGUCCCUUUCUCAAUAUUUGGAUGUUCAGCUUGACAUGCAAAGGCGAGAAGUUGAUUGCAUGCUCCAAUUACAGGCUGAGAGACUAAGAUCUGCUCUGCAACAGCAAAGGAAGCAACAGCUUGGAAUAGUACUAAAGAGUGUAGAAUCAAAGGUCGUGUCUUUGAUAAGGCAAAAGGAUGAGUACUUGGCACAAGCAACAAAGAAAAACAUGGAGCUUGAGGUCUGCCUGAGAAAAGUAGAGCUGGAGAGCGAACAAUGGCAGAGAGUUGCAAGAGAAAAGGAAUCAAUGGUCGUUGAUUUAAGGAACACACUUGAACAACUCGGAGAAAGACUGGUCAUGGCCAGCAAUAAAGUCCAAGAUGCAGAGUCCUCUUGUUGUGGCUCAUGUGAUAGAGAACAAGACCAAGAAAGCCAAAAAAAGAUGGUUUGUAAAGGGUGCAAUUCUAGAGGCUCGUGCAUUAUCUUUCUCCCUUGCAGGCAUCUCUGCUCGUGCAACUCUUGUGAAGCUUUUCUUGGCUCUUGUCCUGUCUGUAAAUCAGUAAAGGAAGCAAGCAUGGAGGUUUUUUGGGCCUAA